GGCAAGCAUGAAAGGUGGAGACUACGACAAGGACUCGAGUGAAGAUCGAUACCCGGGCCAAUUCUUCUUUGUCUCCACGCAAGCGGCAGCUGCAGCAGGAGGUGUGGAAGGCUUUGAGGAGCCAGCUACUGUGGGAAAGGUCACCCUUCACUCUCUGGACUUUUGGGUGAUCGAUAGUGGCGCCACCUAUAGCAUGACACCUCGUGCGGACUUGCUCACCGAACUCGAACCGUCGCCGGUCAAGCAUGUUACAUCGGCUUUGGGGCAGCGAGCAGAGGUGAAAGGCAUGGGCAAGGCCAUGUUCAAGGGUGCUGAUGGGAAGAUGGUGGGCCUCAAGAACGUGCUUUUGGUGCCCAACCUAGCAGCCAACCUGAUUUCCGUUCGGCGUUUGCAAAAGGCCGGCAUGGACACAUCUUCCAAGGGAUCCAAAACCUAUACCGCAAGGCUUGGUGAGCGGAAGCUUUGGGACCUUCAUGAGGACAGGGACAUCUACAAUGAGAUGUGGAAAAUCCCAGUGGUCCCCAUGCCUAAAGAGAGGCAAGUGGCAGCAAGCGUCAGCACCAAGCGUGAAGCGGUUGGUGGCGGUGAUCACGGAAAGCAAAGUGACACCAAGAGUGACUCGAAGGAGUGCAACCUUGGAGAGACCAGCAAGGCGUGUGAACCCAAGGAGAAUGGUGCAGCAGCCAAAGGUGGUGGAAAUGAGGAGGAGAAGGCUAAGAUCAACAAAGCAGCAGCGGCGAAGGAGAAAGGAGAGAGCUUGUGGGGCACAAUUGCGAGUGCCGCUUUCUCCAACCCGACUUCCGCUACGGGAGAGUGUGAUUGGCUGACCUUGCAUCGGCGAAUGGGGCAUGUGGCAUUGCCCAUUUUGCAGCAGAUUGUUAAGCAAGAGAUGGUCAGUGGGAUACGUGUCAAGGGGGAGCCCAAUGAGGUGCUUGGCUGUCCAACAUGCAUGCAAGCCAAGUUCACCCGCUACCCGUUCCAUAGCUCGGAGACAACGGCGAAGGCACCACUUGAUGAGGUGGUGAUGGAUGUGGUGGGCCCCUUGAAGCUUGGAGCUGCUGGAGCAGAGUACUUCCUCACCAUUGUGGACGUCUACACUCGCAUGACUUGGGUGUAUGUACUGCCCAAGAAGAGUGACGUAGCUGAAACGGUGAAGACCGAUUGGUUGCCGAUGGUGGAGCGGCAACAAGACCGACUUGUGAAGGCGAUUCGCACUGACCGUGGGGGAGAGUUCCUGAGCAAGGAUUUCUCAACUUGGCUGAAGAAUCAGGGCAUAAGACACUCUCUUACCAUGCCCUACUCUCCUGCAAUGAACGGCAUCGCCGAGCGUGCGAAUCGGACACUCACGGAGACGGCUCGGGGACUUCUCAUUGAAGCCGGUCUACCCAAUUACUUUUGGCCGGAUGCGGUGCGGCAUGCUUGUGUGGCCAAGAACAGAGCCUUGACUCAUGUGGGAGAAGACAAAUGGGUGCCCUAUGUGGAGUGGAUUGGAAGGAAGCUGAAGGUGGAUAUGCUUCGGGUGUUCGGGUGCAUGUGCAUGGCACUUGUGCCUAAGAAACUUCGGCACAACAAGCUUGAUGCCAAGGCAACAUGGGCCGUGCACCUGGGCAUGGCUCAAAACAGCAAGGGAUGGCUUCUUUGGGACCCAUUUACCAAGAAGUUCCUGGUGAGCAGAGAUUGCAAGUUCAUGGAGAACUUACCGUACAAGGAGUGGAAGGCGGAGAACCAAGCGAAGAUUGGUGUGCGGCUUGGAGAGGUGAAGAGUACCGGCUUGGAGCAUGUGGAGCUGCCCUUGGAGCUGAGUAGCAGCAGCACUAUCACAAGGCAAUCUCCUCAAAUGAAUGGGGGAGAAGAGGAGGAGGAGGUGCAGCAAGGUGAUGAGCGUGCACCGUCACUUCCGCCUCGUGCUACAAGUGCUCGAGGAAACCGACCAGAUUUGCCGCAACGCCAUGAGAGCAUUCAAGUCCCUGCAGCAGAGGAGGAAGGAAGGGGGAGAAGGAGGACUCAGCCCCCCAAUAGGUUGAGCUAUGAACGGCUUGGAGGACCAGCCAACUCAACCUUGACCGGUUCGGCUCUCAUGCUAGGUGAUGAUGCGGAAGAUGAAAGCGAGGAGUGCGCUUUUGCCUUCUUCUCUCCGGUGGAGAUACCGGGGGAGCCUACAAAUCCCAAGGAGGCUUGGGAGGGCCCCAAUGGGAAGGAGUGGAAGAAGGCCUCAGAUGAAGAAAUGGGGAGCAUCAUCGAGAACAACACGUUUGACUUGGUGAACCUACCUCCGGGGCGUAAGGCGAUUUCUUCCAAGUGGCUCUUCAAGCGCAAGACCGACGCCGACGGCAAUAUUGAGCGCUACAAGAGCAGACUUGUAGCCAAGGGGUAUCAGCAGCAAGAGAAGAAGGACUACAAUGAAGUGUAUGCCCCUGUGGUGAAGGGUACAACCCUUCGAACCCUCUUCGCCGCGGCGGCCAUCAAGGGAUGGGUGGUGAAGCAAAUGGAUAUAGUAACGGCCUUCCUCAAUGGCGUUUUGGAGGAAGAGACCUACAUGGAGCAGCCAGAGGGGUACAAUGAUGGGAGUGGCAGAGUGUGGAAGCUGAAGAAAGCACUCUAUGGCCUCAAGCAAGCCCCUAGGCAAUGGUACAUCAAGCUGCGGGAAGUCUUGGAGGCGAUCGACUUCACUCCCUCAACGGCCGAUCAAUCCUUGUUCAUGCUUGGCGAGGGGGAGCAGAGGAGCUUCAUGGUGGUUUAUGUGGAUGACAUCCUCAUAUUCUCACCCUCCUCUGACCUUGUGAAGGAGGUGAUGCUGAAGCUUCAAGACAAGUUCAAGUGCAAGACCCUUGGUGACGUCAACUACUACCUUGGGCUUCACAUUGAGCGAGAUGUGGAGAAGCGGUGGAUGCGAGUGCAUCAAAAGAAGUACUUGGAGGCCUUGGCUGCAAACUUUGGGAAGAGUGAAGGUCAUGUGGCUACUCCUCUUACCUCAGGGUUCAAGUGUGUGAAAGGACCAGCGGAGGAAAGUGUUGGUGAAGAGGAGAGGCGCCGUUUUCACUCCUUGGUGGGCAGCCUCAUGUAUGCGGCCGUUCACACAAGGCCGGAUGCAGCCUUUUCUACCGGGCAGCUGGCUAGGGUUGUCCAAUGCCCUAAUGAGGAGCAGGUAGCAGCUGGAGAGAGGGUGGCCAAGUACCUUGGCCAAACAGCAACUGUUGGACUGCAAGACUCCGCGGCGGCACAAAGACGUCAAAAGGGUGCGGAUGGAGUCGAACCCGGGAGGCUCUUUCUCACCGCCUUCUCUGAUGCAUCUUGGGCAUCAGAACCAGAGGACAUGACAAGUGUGGGAGGUUUCAUCUGCUGUGUUGGUGGAGGGCCAACAGCUUGGGAGAGCAAGAAGCAAGUGAAGUGGCAUUGGGUGAGGAGCAUGGUAACCGCGGCUGAAGUGGAGUUGCACUACGUGAAGACGACGGCGCAGCCUGCUGAUAUGAUGACCAAGAGGCUGGUUGAGCAGCAGCAUUGGAAGUUGCUUGUGUGUGUGUUUGAAUGGUGUAUCACAAUGUGGUUUGUGUCGGUCAAGACAUUAGCGAGUUUUUACAACUGGCAUGUCAAGUCGUCGUUUGCGUGUCGCAUGUGUUAUUUCUAUUUUGUCGAGUGUGAAGUGUCCAUCGUGUCGCAGGGUUGGUUUCGAGACUCUUCAUGGUUGGGGACUCUGUGGUGGUGUACCACCAACCUGGAACUCGGCUCUUGGGGUAUGUAGAGGCUGGGAACUAUCUCCCUCUCGAACUCUUCUUGCUAAGUUUGUACUCCUAAGACUGUAGUGGCUACUGUACCUCCUGCCAGUC
Closterium sp. NIES-67 is the source of this 3824-nucleotide messenger RNA. The record is from the annotation of a GenBank genome assembly. NCBI's taxonomy places the organism in Eukaryota, Viridiplantae, Streptophyta, Zygnematophyceae, Desmidiales, Closteriaceae.